Molecule: messenger RNA, 1440 nt
Organism: Monosiga brevicollis MX1
Lineage: Eukaryota; Choanoflagellata; Craspedida; Salpingoecidae
Exons: 1
Coding region: 181-1263 (360 amino acids)
Biological process (GO): mRNA splicing, via spliceosome
Cellular component (GO): post-mRNA release spliceosomal complex; U2-type spliceosomal complex
Source: RefSeq, a predicted model, not a curated record
CAACAUUAGAGGUUGCGACGACGCAUCGGAACGAACACACCUCAUUCCGUGCAACGGCUGCUGCGGAUAUCUUUGCAUCAGCAUCGGCCGUGGCGCCCGGGCCGGUGAGCCGCAGCAGAUUGGGUCAGAGAGGGCCGUUGGCUCUGUUGUUGAACGGAGGCUUGGUGCCGGCGGCGCAUCAUGGGCGAGCGCAAGGGCACCAACAAGUAUUACCCGCCAGAUUUUGACCCGGCGGUGCAUGGGUCAUUGAACGGCUACCAUGGCGUGCACGCGCUGCGCGAGCGUGCGCGUAAAAUUACGCAGGGCAUCCUCAUCAUCCGCUUUGAAGCCCCGUGGAACUUUUGGUGUGGCGGCUGUGGCGCACAUGUCGAACGCGGCGUUCGCUACAACGCUGAGAAAAAGCGCGUGGGCAACUACUACACCACCCCGAUCUGGGCCUUUCGCAUGAAGUGUCACCUCUGCGACAACCACUUUGUUUUCGAGACAGACCCCAAGAAUUGCGACUACAAAAUCACCGAGGGCGCGCGCCGUAAGAAUGAACAAUGGGAUCCUGCUACUACCCAGGUCAUUGACCUGCCUGAUGACGCCGAAAAGGCCAAGCGCGCGGCCGACGCCAUGUACCGCCUGGAGCACGACGCUUCUGACCAGGCACGCGCCAAAAAGGCCAAGCCCCAGCUCCUUCAGCUCAUUGAACUCAAAGACCGCACAACAAAGUUUGACUACGAUACCAACGCCGCCCUCCGUCGCUCCUUUCGCGCCGAGAAGAAGGAACGUCAGCGCCAGCAGGCCGCCGACGAUGUUCUCAAGGAGCGCGCUGGCAUCCAGGACCUUGAGCUGCUCCCAGAAGACGACAGUGACGCCGCGCACGCGCGCCGCGUGUCCUUUCAAAGCCAGAAAAAAACAUCCCCGGCCACCCGCUCUGCUCGAGCCGCCGGCCAGGCUGUGCGUCGUCAAAUCCGCCAAGCGAGCAUCUUUGGCAAGUCGGCCGCCAGCCCGAGCCAGGGCGCCACGUCUGUCCCCGCAGCACUCGUACGCCAGGCAUAUCGUCAGCAGCAACGGCAAGCCAUUGCAGAAGGCCGCCAGCGCCGUAGUGACUUGGUCUCGCGCACGCCACAGCGAGAUGCGUCGACGUCCGCUGUCACUGACGAGCAGGCUGCCCCAGCCUUGGAGUCAAAGGCCACCUUGCUCGUGUCCUACCCUGACUCGGAUGACAGCGUUGAACAUGACAGCAAAAGCCACACUAAAGAACAGCCAUCUGCAUGAUGUGACGACACGCGCAAGCUUUCACAAAUUGGUCGCCCCCCUCCUCCAUCCUGUCUUUUGCGCUUCGCAGCCUCGGGCCAAGACGCAACAAUAGAGCUCCCUGUGCUGUGUGCUGUGAUUUCCUUAUGCUUCAACUAGCGGCUGAGCCGCGCCUCGACAAUCGACUUGUCAACCAUC